Ectocarpus sp. CCAP 1310/34 is the source of this 1023-nucleotide messenger RNA. The record is from the annotation of a GenBank genome assembly. Lineage: Eukaryota; Phaeophyceae; Ectocarpales; Ectocarpaceae.
ACCUUCGGGAGUCUUCGCAGUUUCCGGACUUGCCGGCUCUGCCCCGCGGCUUCCCUCUGUCGCAUCUCGUUUGGUGCCCCCUGUUGCAUCCUCAGCGAACAAAUAUGUGCACGUCUUGUCCUCACUUCCGGAGCGUGGACCACUCAUCUCCUCACGGACUCGGGCCAAGACUACCACUGCUUCCGGUGGUACCGUCACCGGCCCAGCUUACUUCGGACGUCAACCGCGGGCUACCAUCGUUCCUCGAACGCCGUCGCCUGUCCGUCGCUCUAACAGGUUUCGUACAAAAACCAAGACCACCCGGGUCACCGCGCAUUCGCCGCGUCCAUCCGCGACGCUCGCGUCGGCAUCUUCGUCGACUGUUUCCGCGCCACCGGCACCUUCGUCAUCAUCACCGUCUUCAGCGUGCUCUGUUUCGCCGGUUUCGCCUUCUUCACAGGUGUCACCCACGUUUUCGUCUACCGUGGCGCCGUCGUCGCGCGUGGAGGUUGCGGCGGGUUGCACACGACCGACGACAACGUCACUCUUCUCGUGCACAAAUCAGCGCCGUCGCCGGUUGGACGCUCUGGGGGUAGGACCACUCGCUUGCCGAAUACUGGAGUCCCUCGUGUAUACGUGCCGAUGCUCAUGCGUCCGUGGGUUUUGCGUGCUUGCCAUACCCACGCGUUCUUCCAUUUGGGUGUUCACCGUACACAGCGGCUGCUCGAACGUUUUUACUGGUGGAUUGGUGUGGAUCGCUCCGUGCGCUGGUGGCUCCGAUCGUGUCUGGUGUGUCAAGCCCGCAAGACUUCACGCCAAACUGCUCGGUGGCCCAUCAUCGCUAUGCCGCUGCCGCAAGGGCCUGGAACUGUCGUCGGCGUCGACUUCUUUGGGCCUCUGCCAUUGACUGCCAAGGGCAACUCUUACAUCUUGCUGUUCACCGACCGCUUCAGCCGGAGAGCCGACAUGUUCGCUGUCACAGCCGCUGAAUUUACGGCCAAGGGAACGGCCAACAUCUUCGUCAACCAGUACAUAACCAAGUNA